Messenger RNA from Glycine soja, 2919 nucleotides. RefSeq names its product cysteine-rich receptor-like protein kinase 10. Lineage: Eukaryota; Viridiplantae; Streptophyta; Magnoliopsida; Fabales; Fabaceae. Gene Ontology annotation, biological process: protein phosphorylation. The coding region runs from base 35 to 2815 and encodes 926 amino acids. Gene Ontology annotation, molecular function: protein kinase activity; ATP binding. The transcript is spliced from 7 exons. The record is from RefSeq and is a predicted model, not a curated record.
UUUCUAUCAAAGAAUAAGAUUAAAACAAGUCCUUAUGGCUUCCUUCAAGUUUGUCUACCUCUUUAUCCUUCUCACCUUGACCAACAAUUUCGUAACCACUAUAGCACAGUUCGACCGUGGUGAUCUGAACUACGAUUGUUCAGACAACCUAACCACUCCAAACAGCACCGUCCAAUUGAACGUGAAGACCCUUCUGUCUUAUUUAUCUUCCAACGCCACAGCUAACAAGCAAUACUACAACACCACAGUUGGCAGUAGAAACCACUCCGAGAGUACUGUCUAUGGAAUGUUCCUGUGCUGGGGUGACUUACCCCCUCAGCUUUGUAGCCAGUGCGUCGCAAAUGCAACCAAAGACAUACUCUCCGAUUCAUAUCCAAAUUGUUCCUUGUCCACAAAUGCUCGGAUUGUGCACGGAGACUGCAUGAUUCGCUUUUCCAACCGUUCUUUCUUCUCUACCGUUGACUCAAGUUUUUACUUCGCUGCAUGCUCCAUUUCUGAUGCGUUCGACAAAACAAACUGGAUGAGUGUGCUUUCCAAAACAAUUGACGAAGUCGCUGAUGAGGCAGCGAAUUCGACUGUUGGUGCAAAGAAAUAUGCAACAAAGGAAGCAAGGAUAUCUGGAGGAUUUCAGAGCCUUUACUGUGAGGCACAGUGCACAUCUGACCUCUCUCCCCAAGAUUGCCGAAAAUGUCUAAAUGCUUCCAUAGCGAAUAGUCAACAGUUUUGUGAAGGUUUAGGGUCACCUGUUUCCACUCGUAGCUGUAGUAUUAGGUUCGAUGUGUACCCUUUCUAUCGCCCCAGUACCGCUCUGGCACCAACAGGAGAGGUUUCCACAAAUUUUUCCACCACAGACUCACAACAUCCUGCUUAUCUUUCCCACAAUUGUUCCAGCAACGAAACCAUGAUCACCACGGACCGCGCUUUUCUAUCCAAUCUCAAGUCCCUUCUCUCAUCCUUGUCUUCCAAUUUCACCACCACCAAAACCGGUUUCUCCAAGACCACCGUCGAGGGCAAAAACCCAUCUGACACGGUGAGUGGACUCUUCAUGUGCCGCGGGAACCUUUCCACUAUUCUCUGUCAGCAAUGUGUCCUAAAUGCGACCCAACGAAUAUCCUCAGAGUGCCCCUCUUCCAAAGAGGCCAUCAUAUGGUACAAUCACUGCUUGCUUCGCUAUUCCAAUAAUCGCUCAUCCCUUAUCUCCACAGUGGACACAACUCCAACCUAUCAAAACUUCAGUAUCGUCAAUACUUCCAAUCCCAACCAGCUGCAAAGCUUCUUCACUUGGACUAUGGCGACUACUUUACCUGAAGUGAAGUCCGUGAUAGAGGACAGUACCAUUAAGAAUUAUGGAACAAAAGAAGUAAAACUGAAUGAUCAGCAAACCCUCUAUACUCUUGCUCAAUGUACGCCAGAUCUAUCUAAUGACGAUUGCGGCAGCUGUUUAGACAAGAUUUUCAAAUACGAAAUUCCAUGGUGUUGUUUGGCGAGUCCAGAGGGAAAAGUACUAUCUCCUAGCUGCUAUAUCAUGUUUGGGUUGUCCCCUUUUUACACAGAUGAUGACCGAGUUGAGGCGUACAGGCAACCCAGUCCUCCUCCAACAAGUGCAGAAAACAAUAAAGGUAGGUCACGGUCAAUUAUUAUCAUAGUUGUUGUCCUCAUCGUUGUCUCGGCGGUACUCCUUUCCUUUUGCUGCUAUUUGCGAUGGAGAAAAACAAGCAAAAGUAUUAUCUACAAAACUCUUCUCAGAAAAAACUUUGGUCAUGAAAGUAUCAAUUUAGAGGGAUUGCAAUUCGAUUUGAUUAAAAUUAAAGCAGCAACAGAUAAUUUCUCACAUGAGAAUAAAAUUGGAAAAGGUGGAUUCGGAGAAGUUCAUAAGGGUAUUCUUUGUGAUGGUCGACGUGUAGCUGUCAAGAGGCUUUCAACAAGUUCUAAGCAAGGUUCAACUGAGUUUAAGAAUGAAAUUUUAUUAAUAGCCAAGUUACAGCAUAGAAAUCUUGUGACAUUUAUAGGUUUCUGCUUAGAAGAUCAAGAGAAAAUUCUUAUUUAUGAAUAUAUGCCAAAUGGGAGCCUUGAUUACCUUUUAUUUGGUGGUCAACAACAAAAAUUAAGUUGGUUGGAGCGUUACAAGAUCAUAAAAGGAAUUGCUAUGGGAAUUCUUUAUUUACAUGAACAUUCUCGACUUAAAGUUAUACAUCGUGAUCUUAAACCUAGUAAUAUUUUAUUAGAUGAAAAUAUGAAUCCUAAAAUAUCAGAUUUUGGCAUGGCUAGAAUUGUUGAAAUUGAUCAAGAUCUUGGAAAUACUAAUAGAAUUGUUGGAACAUAUGGCUAUAUGUCACCAGAAUAUGCAAUGCUUGGACAAUUUUCUGAAAAGUCAGAUAUAUUUAGUUUUGGCGUCAUGAUUCUUGAGAUUAUUACUGGAAAAAGGAGCGUGAAUGCUUAUGAGUCACACAAUGUUGUGGAAGGGCUCAUGGGUUAUGUUUGGAGACAAUGGAAGGAUCAGGAACCGCUAAGCAUCUUGGAUUCAAACAUAAAAGAAAGAUAUUCACAAAUGGAAGUUCUUAGAUGCAUUCAUAUUGGUUUAUUGUGUGUUCAAGAAAAUCUAAAUGAUAGACCUACAAUAACAACGAUUAUUUCAUAUUUUAACAACCACUCACUUGAAUUGCCAUCUCCACAAGAACCAGCAUUUCUCUUACACAGACGUAGAAUGGAUCCAGAGAUCGUUAUACAACAAGAAUCAAGUUUGAGUCAAGCUGCCAAUGGUUCUGUGCUAUUCUCUAUUAAUGAGAUGUCGGCUAGUGAUUUUUAUCCUCGAUAAUUAUUUAAUUUCUUAUUUGAUAGCAUUGUCUACUUUUGUUUCUAAUGUAUAAUAAACUUUCAUUUGGCACUUAUGUUAAUAUACUCCUCCCCAAAGUUUCACUU